GUGUGUGACGUAGUCUGUCGUAGAGAGGGACAUCACGACCGCCCUGCAAGCCAUAUACAAAAUCACAGGGACAAAGCUUCGUACGGUGGAAGUGCAGCGAAAUUGGAAUCGGAAAAGGCUAUUGCCGGGUGAGCAGUUUUAUAGUCCGUCCGCAACAGCCAACCACUGGAAAUUAUUAGUGCUGAAUGAAGAUGAAUAUAAGAACAUUUAAGUACCGCUACUGUUGGCCCUUGUUCUGCACUGUGGCUUGCCUCUUCUGCUUUGUCAUCCUCAAGAAGGACCACCACCGGGUCGUCACACCGGACUCUCCAGCUUCCCCCUUUCAAAGCCUCCCCUUUGUGUUGUCAAGCAGACCUCCCAUUGACAAUCCCUCACUUACAGUCCCAGGCCCCUUCCAGGAGAACUUUACGUGCUCAGUCAAUGACAGUACGGUAAUCAUUCCUUCACACCUUCCCCAGUUACACCAGGAAUUCCUACGCUACAGACAUUGCCGGGCAUUUCCAGCCCUACUGAGCCCUUCUCCUUGCGAGGAUGACCUCUAUCUCCUCUUGGCCAUCAAGUCCACAGCUACACAAGUAGAGCGUCGUGCUGCACUGCGGGACACCUGGGGUCACGCCGGUCGCAUCCAGGGUCGACGGGUGAAGCUCGUCUUCCUGAUGGGCCGCUCACAUGACAAGGUGGAGAGCUACAAGCUGCAGCCACUGCUGGAGUGGGAGAGCCGUCGCUACGCGGACAUCAUGCAGUGGGAUUUUGCGGACUCCUUCUUCAACCUGACCCUGAAGGAGGUCCGAUUCCUCAGCUGGUUCUCGGGCUCAUGCAGCAGCGCACAGUUUGUGUUCAAGGGCGACGAUGACGUGUUUGUGCACACAGAGAACCUGCUUGAGUUCCUGAAAGCCUACAAACCUGAGAAUCACCUGUUCACUGGAGACGUCCUCCCUCACUCCUUCCCCAUCCGACAUAGUGAUUCAAAGUACUUUAUCCCUGUUGAAAUGUACCCCAAUGAUAAGCCCUAUCCGCCCUACGUGGGUGGCGGUGGGUACCUGAUGUCAAGGCGGACGGUGCUGGGUCUGAAUGUAGCAGCCCAGAAUAUAGAGCUGUUUCCCAUUGAUGACGUGUUUGUUGGCAUGUGUUUGCAGCAAAUGGACAUUGUUCCCACACACCACAGGGGUAUUCUGACAUUUGGCUUCAAAAAUGGCCUAAACCACUUUGACCCCUGUUUUUUUCGUGACAUCCUGCUGGUGCACAAGCUGAACCCUACUCAAAUGUGGGUCAUGUGGGCCCUCAUGCUGGACAGCAACCUGCCCUGUGGAAGGAGCAGGAAAACACUGUGAGGCAGGCCCACCACCCCCUGCCCUAUACGGCCAGCAUCAACUGUAAUCUGUGAAUAUGUUUGCAGAUUUUUCCACAGCGUUGACAAAAACGAUUUCCUUCAAAUUGUUUUUGUCACCUAUAGACUCAUCAUAUGUAAUCUGCCUAAUCUAUAGCCCAGUAUAUUUAUUUCUAUUUUUCUUACAUUUCUUAUAGCCCAGUAUAUUUAUUUCUAUUUUUCUUAUAUUUCCUAUUAGACUUAAUAUCUAACGUUACAGGUCUAAGUGACCCCAAACUUUUGACCGUGUGUGUGCGUGUGUGUGCGUGCGUGGUGGAGGUGCAUGGUGGAGUUGCCGAAUGUAGAAAGAGAAUCUGAUACGUUUUGGGUAAAAGAUACCGGGAGAACUUGUUGAACCUGUUGGGUAAAACAGGGUGAACUUGUAAAAUCAUCAGGAUCUGAAGUAGAUU
Molecule: messenger RNA, 1776 nt
Organism: Alosa sapidissima (American shad)
Lineage: Eukaryota; Metazoa; Chordata; Actinopteri; Clupeiformes; Clupeidae
Product: N-acetyllactosaminide beta-1,3-N-acetylglucosaminyltransferase 4-like
Exons: 2
Coding region: 186-1331 (381 amino acids)
Cellular component (GO): membrane
Molecular function (GO): hexosyltransferase activity
Source: RefSeq, a predicted model, not a curated record